Molecule: messenger RNA, 1450 nt
Organism: Puntigrus tetrazona (Sumatra barb)
Lineage: Eukaryota; Metazoa; Chordata; Actinopteri; Cypriniformes; Cyprinidae
Exons: 12
Coding region: 39-797 (252 amino acids)
Biological process (GO): T cell receptor signaling pathway; integrin-mediated signaling pathway; protein localization to plasma membrane
Cellular component (GO): plasma membrane
Molecular function (GO): protein binding
Source: RefSeq, a predicted model, not a curated record
AGAAAGAGCAGAAAGAAAAGGAAAAGAAGGAAAAUGAAAUGAGGAAAAAAUUUAAGAUCACAGGCCAGGAAGAGCCCAUUUAUCAUGUUAAAGUGAUUGAGGACUGUAAGGGCCGUAAAAACGACCUGCCGGUGAAGGUUGGAGAAACCGUGAGCAUCAUCCGCACUAACAACUGCCCUAAAGGAAAAUGGCUGGCAAAGGACAGCAGCAACAAAUACGGCUACGUCCCGGUGGAGAGUGUGGACUUGAACAUCAAUGGCAUUAUGGAGCUGGGGAAGAUGACAACGGCAUCUAACAGAUCCAACGGCAACGGACUCAGAGACCCAGAGGUCACCAGUACAGGCAGCAGGACCUCGGAGCAUUACGGCAUGAACCAUGAGAGCUUUUCAGAGGACAGUGAGGAGUGGACAUGUGAUGAUGAUGACCCCGUGUUUGGCUCCGCUAAUGAAACGGCGCACAUAGGGCUGAAUCAAUCACAAGACACACCAGCUCAAGAUCCUGUUCACCAAGACCAAAGUGAUUCAAUGUAUAUGAACAUGCCAAGAAAACAGGAAGCGAUUCAGAAACUCUCCACAUUCUUUAUGCAACCCAAGACGUCCUCUCAGCCUCUUCCACGAAACAACAGCCCAAUAAUGCCAGAGCUCACACCAGAGGAUCCUGACAGCUUAAAUAAAGAGGAAGUCGGGUUAGAUGGGUCAGACCUCCAGAUCCUUCCUCCUCCGGACCUGUACGCCGACAUCGUAACUGGAGACCCCAUGCCUAUUUACAGCAAGCCAAUCAAACUCAUCUCAAAAUAGUCAAGUAACUCCGGCUGCGAGAGGAUCUUCGCCGUUUCUGAGUUCACAACCCUCCUGUGGGCUGUGUUUUGACGAGCACCGCGGUAAAUGUCACCCACACGAGCUCAAGCGGAGACGCGUCUGUCAAGUGGGGAGAAUUAUGUUUGUGAUUGUGCAUCAGUCUGGAAGUGGCUGCAGGCGAGUUCUUCUAUAUUCAUGUUUAAUAUGUUCAUUUAUGUGGAAAAAACCAAAAAAAGAGGCUCAUGUAUGGUGUGGUGAGAAGCUGCAUUAUUUAAAGCAUUGCAUCUGAGUGUUAGUUAUGAGUUCUGUAGCAAAGACAGUCUGAUCGUUUUAAUAUCCAUAAUUAAGCAAUCGACAGAUGAAAAUAACGUAACGGUUCCUAAGUCAUUAUUUUUGUGGUAUCAUUUGCUUAGGAGUUUAGGAUCUCAACCUAGAGGUUUAUAACUACACUUUGUAUUUGUAUUGGAUGAAUUAGUAUUAUAUUAUUUGUUUUAUAUUUUGCAAGCAUGUUUAAGUAUUCCCGCUCUUCAGGGUUACUCCGCAUGAGGGAAAUUAUGCUUGUAAUGCAAGUUUAAGUGCUGUUUAUUUUGUAACUCUGCUGCAUGUAUAAGUUUUCUGGUGAAGACAAUAAAUCACGCGUUUGUGCAUCUUCA